Messenger RNA from Morchella importuna, 1497 nucleotides. RefSeq lists its product as uncharacterized. The record is from RefSeq and is a predicted model, not a curated record. NCBI's taxonomy places the organism in Eukaryota, Fungi, Ascomycota, Pezizomycetes, Pezizales, Morchellaceae. The coding region runs from base 1 to 1497 and encodes 498 amino acids. The transcript is spliced from 3 exons. Gene Ontology annotation, molecular function: LPPG:FO 2-phospho-L-lactate transferase activity.
AUGUCGACGAAAAAACACCUCGUUGUUUUUAGUGGAGGCAGCGCAGCUAAUAAUCUUAUCGAUGUUUUCAAGACCCUUGCAAGCAAAGGCAACCGAGCACUGGAUUUUGUUCUCCCGAUUUCAGAUAAUGGUGGUAGCACCUCUGAGAUUCUGAGAGUAUUUGGUGGCCCUGGUAUUGGAGAUGUUAGAAGUCGUCUUAUCAGGCUAGUCCCCGAAGACACAGAAGAUGUCGAGUUAAUAGCGAUUAAGAGUCUUCUUAAUUACCGUCUUCCCCCCUCUAACGAUGAAGCUCGUUUUGAGUGGCUUGCCCUUGUCGAAGGCACACACGGCCUUUGGAAGCAUAUAUCGUCCGAAAAACGUGAACUUCUCCGCUCAUUCUUCGUCCUCCUGAAUCUCGAACUCCUCAAACGUCAACGUCCCAAAUCCUCCUUCAACUUUCAUUCCGCUUCAAUUGGCAACCUUUUCCUGACUGGAGCACGUAUCUUUUUUGGCUCCUUCGAAUCGGCUAUAUAUCUUUUUCGCUCCAUCACCGGGAUCCCGGAAAAUGUGCAAGUCAUUCCAGCCAUCAACUCAAACUUUGCCCACCAUAUAGCUGCAGGAUUGGCAGAUAAAAGCGUUAUUAUCGGGCAAAAUCAGAUUUCCCAUCCAUCCAACCCGUCUGCGCUGCCCAUCCCUGCAGAAUCACAACCAAGCUCUAAAAAUGGCUCUGAAAAGGACUUUGAUGUAUUCGAAGAGGAGCCGGAAGAGCCAGAGGAAGAUGCGAACCUCCCCGGUUCUCUAGCUUCCCUCCGAACCCAGAAUAUCGAAUUCAGUAAAAUCGAAGAAACUGCAAUGCCGUCUAGGAUUGAACGGAUAUGGUACAUCAAUCCAUACGGCCAAGAGAUCAGGCCCCAUGCCAAUCCGAAGGUCCUUACGGCCAUCGAAAACUCUCAGGCAAUAAUUUACAGUAUCGGGAGUUUAUACACUUCUCUUAUCCCUUGUCUUGUCCUCCGUAACAUUGGCAUGGCUCUCGCAGCCACUGGGCGUAAUACUCCAAAAAUUCUUCUCUUAAACGGUUCUCAUGACCGGGAAACGGGGCCUGAUAGCGCUUCUUUCACGGCAGCCGAGUUUGUUCGUGCAGUAGCUCAAGCAUGCGCAUAUUCUGAUUCUGCCUUUAAGGAUAAGGAACCGAAACCCCAGGACUGGAACAGAUACCUGACACAUGUCAUAUACCUGGUCGGCAAUGGAGCACCAAUGGUCAAUGAUGACGAACUGAAAGCGCUUGGCAUUGAUGCAUUUCAGGUUUAUGGGAGGAGAAAUCCAGUUGAGGGAAGAGGGAUGCUAUAUGACUCGACAGCGCUGGGUCAAACGCUUGAGAUGAUAUUGGCCAAGCGUCUAAGGAAGGCAGAGACUAGGCGUAUGACAAUGGACACAUACUAUGAGAGUCCAAGAGGGGGGGAUGGGAGUGGUGGCAGAAAUGUGAACGGCAAUGGGUGGACAGCUGGGAAGUGUACGUAA